Heterobilharzia americana is the source of this 1170-nucleotide messenger RNA. Lineage: Eukaryota; Metazoa; Platyhelminthes; Trematoda; Strigeidida; Schistosomatidae. The record is from the annotation of a GenBank genome assembly.
AUGAAAUUCAUACUUGGAAACUUGUCGCCGCAGAUAGUGGUAGCACGUUCAUCUAAUCUAUCGUGCUUCUUACCUACUAUUAAUCGUGUUUCACUGUAUGUCCAAUCAAAUGCACAGUAUUCUGCUUCAAAUCGUCGACCAAUGGAUUAUCAUGAGAUUGAAAGACUUAGCAAUCGAUUGCCAGCUAUGAUGAUCACAGCAAUAAAAUGGUGGUAUAAAAUACGACCGUUAAAAGUGGAAAUAGCAGAUCUUCGUCGUCGACUUUUACGAAAUAAAGAGGGAUUUGAGACAAAACGUCAUUCGCAAACACGAUAUUUUGUAAGGUUUCCAUUUUUAACAGAUGAAGAAUUCGCCAACUGGAAAGUUGUUACUGACAGUUACUAUGGUCAAGGUUACUCAUGGGCGGAAUUCGUACGAUCAUAUAGAUCAGCUCCAGGUUGUGCUAAGGCACUAGACUUAAAUGAAAGCGUUUAUCCAAAUGCAGUGGAGGGUGACGCCAGUGAAAGAGUUUCGAAAACACCGGUGAUAUCAUCCUUUGAUGACGCAAACAGUGAUCAUUUAUUUGGGUACACCCAUCCGGUAGUUUACCCGAAAUUGUCAUUUCGACCGGCCAGUAAACAAGCCAAUUCUGAUGCAAUUGUAAUGACAUCAUCUGAUCCAAAAUUUAAAGGUUAUGGACUUUUCCGUGGUUUUAUUAGUACACGUGUUCCUAAACGAGGUGAUCUCGUUCGUGCUGGUUUUGCAAAUCUUCAUAGUCCUGAGAGCAGGUUGUUUGGAUUUGUAUUGCCAUAUGGAUUUGGAGCUUAUUCGCACUUAGUAAUCAGGUAUCGUGGAGACGGUCGAAAUUAUCAGAUUGUUGUUCUACCUCCUCAGCAUUGGGAUUUCGGUCGAUACAAUUCACACCAAUUCACCUUGUAUACUAGAGGAGGACCGUACUGGCAAAUAGCUAAAAUCCCAUUAUCCAAAUUUUAUCGUACGCACUCAGAAUUAAUACAUACUAGACAAACACCUUCGGAUUUACUUCACAUGCGGCUUUUUGCAAUCACUUUGAAAGAUAAUAUUGAAGGUCCGUUUAGCUUGGAGUUGGAUUAUAUUAGUUUAUAUUUUGAUGAACAACAGAAUGAUUCGUUUGAUUACGAGGAGUACUGCCGUUCAGGAGCAGUGUGCUGA